AUGGCACGGCCACAGCAACGGUAUCGCGGCGUGCGACAACGCCACUGGGGCUCCUGGGUGUCCGAGAUCCGCCACCCGCUCCUCAAGACGAGGAUCUGGCUAGGCACCUUCGAGACGGCGGAGGACGCGGCGCGCGCCUACGACGAGGCUGCUCGCAUCAUGUGCGGCGCGCGCGUGCGCACCAACUUCCCCGACGACGCCGGCGGCACCCCGCCAUCGUCGUUCCUCUCCCCGGCGCUCGUGGCCAAGCUUCACCGCUUCAACAUGGCGUCGGGUUCGCAGGCCGCGGAGCAACGGGAGAAGGGCGCCUCGUCGACGGCGUCCGUGGAGGCGCGCGCGGCGGCGGCGGCAUCGUUCGCUGGCAUGGGCUAUGCCAGUGCGCCGUCGGCGGAGGCGGCGGCGGCAGCGGGGUGGAGCGGCGGGUUCCUGGAGGAGCAGUACGUGGAGCAGAUGAUCGAGGAGCUGCUGGACUCCAACUUCUCCAUGGAAAUCUCCUACUAG
Messenger RNA from Lolium rigidum, 501 nucleotides. Its product is annotated as ethylene-responsive transcription factor ERF003-like. Gene Ontology annotation, biological process: regulation of DNA-templated transcription. NCBI's taxonomy places the organism in Eukaryota, Viridiplantae, Streptophyta, Magnoliopsida, Poales, Poaceae. Gene Ontology annotation, molecular function: DNA binding; DNA-binding transcription factor activity. The record is from RefSeq and is a predicted model, not a curated record. The transcript is spliced from 2 exons. Bases 1 to 501 code for a protein of 166 amino acids.